Aureococcus anophagefferens is the source of this 693-nucleotide messenger RNA. RefSeq lists its product as hypothetical. The record is from RefSeq and is a predicted model, not a curated record. The coding region runs from base 1 to 693 and encodes 230 amino acids. NCBI's taxonomy places the organism in Eukaryota, Pelagophyceae, Pelagomonadales, Pelagomonadaceae. The transcript is spliced from 4 exons.
AUGAGCAAUCAACUCCUUCCCCGACAACACGGGACUCGCCGACGAUACUACACUCCAGAGGAGGUGGCGGCACAUAAUUCUGCAACCGAUGCUUGGGUUACGGUGUUUUUCAAAGUAUUCAAUCUGACUGACCUGAUCACCACCAAUCGAGAUACGAUGACGCAAGCAUUGAUUUGUAACGCGGGGCGAGAUGUCUCUCAUUGGUUUGAUGGCAAGACAAUGGAAGUAAAAUCAUAUUACAGUGAGGAUUUCGGAAUCGUCCGCCCAUAUGUGCCUAUGGGUCGCUUUCUACAUGUGUCUCCAUCAGGACCAGCAUCAAAUUGGUCGACUGAGCUUCCUCAAGAUCUGCCCUGGUGGAAGGACAAGCAGUAUAUCAUUGGGAACAUGUCGCAACGAGUCCGCAAACUAAGAAUCGUUAACGUGCUAACACAACAGUCUGACAUCCUAAGUGUUUGCAGUGAAGAAACGAUGGAAGAAAUUCAAGCACGGUACAUGGAAUACAACGCGCAUGCCACCUGUUACACGUGGAAACAGCUAAAAGAUGAAAAUUUUGUCAAGAUCGAUAUGCAGAAAACACUAGAUCAAAUAGGCAUGCCCGAUGAAAGUGGACUGUUCGAAAGCAUGGGCAUCGACGAAGACCAAUACAUGCCAAUAGUACAUGUGUACUUUAAUGAUGACUUGACAUACAAUUGA